Bufo gargarizans (Asiatic toad) is the source of this 3894-nucleotide messenger RNA. RefSeq names its product zinc finger protein 260-like. The transcript has 5 exons. The record is from RefSeq and is a predicted model, not a curated record. Bases 71 to 2374 code for a protein of 767 amino acids. Gene Ontology annotation, biological process: regulation of DNA-templated transcription. NCBI's taxonomy places the organism in Eukaryota, Metazoa, Chordata, Amphibia, Anura, Bufonidae.
CACCAGGAUCACUGAGCUGCUGAGCGGAGAGGUUCCUAUAAGGUGUCAGGAUGUCGCUGUCUAUUUCUCCAUGGAGGAGUGGGAGUAUUUAGAAGAACACAAGGAUCUGUACAAGGACGUCAUGAUGAAGAAUCACCAGUCCCUCACAUCACCGGAUGGAUCCAGUCAGAGAAAUCCACCAGAGAGAUGUCCCAGUCCUCAGUAUUCCCAGGUCUGUCCAGGGGAGAAACCAAAUAUCCCACUGGAUCAUCAGGAAAGUUCUGGUGAAACGACAAGUGGACUUAAAAACCCCACCUCAGUAUCUGUGAAGGUGGAAGACGGGAUGAGCGACUUCUAUAGACAUCUCCAUUUAUCUUCCCAUCAUGAAGCAGAAGAUAACAAUACCACACAAGAUGAUUCAUUAACUCCUAAUGUACCCUCAGUCCUUCACAGCAGAGAUCUAUCCACUGAUACCGCUGGUCACAAGAAACCUUCAUCUAAGCAAUUACUGAUUGGUAAAACAAGAACUAAGCAGAAAUGUGGGAACAUUUUUUCUAGUGAGAAACGUUGUAAAAAGAAAUCUAAUAUUUUUUUGCAUGAGAGCAAUUGCAUAGAUUGCGGGUCAUUUUCAUGCUCAGAAUGUGAAAAAUCUUUUAGCAUGAAAUCCAUUCUAGUUAGACAUCAGAGAACUCACACAGGGGUGAAGCCAUAUUCAUGUCCUGAAUGUGGGAAAUCCUUUAAUCGGCAAUCAAGUUUUAUUCAGCAUCAGAGAACUCACACAGGGGAGAAACCAUUUUCAUGUCUUGAAUGUGGAAAGUGCUUUAGUGAUAAAUCAAAUCUUGUUGUACAUCAGAGAACUCACACAGGGGAGAAGCCAUUUUCAUGUACUGAAUGUGGAAAGUGCUUUAUUAAGAAAUCAAAUCUUGUUGCACAUCAGAGAACUCAUACAGGGGAGAAACCAUAUUCAUGUCUUAAGUGUGGGAAAUGCUUUAAUAAGCAAUCAAGUUUUAAUCUGCAUCAGAUAACUCACACAGGGGAGAAGCCAUAUUCAUGUCCUGAAUGUGGGAAAUGCUUUAAUCAGCAAUCAAGUUUUAUUGAGCAUCAGAGAACUCACACAGGGGAGAAGCCAUAUUCAUGUCCUGAAUGUGGGAAAUGCUUUACUCAGCAAUCAACUUUUAUUCAGCAUCAGAGAACUCACACAGGGGAGAAGCCAUAUUCAUGUCCUGAAUGUGGGAAAUGCUUUACUCAGCAAUCAACUUUUAUUCAGCAUCAGAGAACUCACACAGGGGAGAAACCAUUUUCAUGUCUUGAAUGUGGAAAGUGCUUUCGUUAUAAAUCAAAUCUUGUUGGACAUCAGAGAACUCACACAGGGGAGAAGCCAUUUUCAUGUCUUGAAUGUGGAAAGUGCUUUAGUUAUAAAUCAAGUUUUAUUCAGCAUCAGAGAACUCACACAGGGGAGAAGCCAUAUUCAUGUCCUGAAUGUGGGAAAUGCUUUAAUAAGCAAUCAAGUUUUAAUCUGCAUCAGAGAACUCACACAGGGGAGAAGCCAUUUUCAUGUCUUGAAUGUGGAAAGUGCUUUAGUCGGAAAUCGCAUCUUGUUUCACAUCAGAGAACUCACAUAGGGGAGAAGCCAUUUUCAUGUCUUGAAUGUGGAAAAUCUUUUAAUCAUAAAAUCAAUCUAGUUGCACAUCAGAGAACUCAUACAGGGGAGAAGCCAUAUUCAUGUCCUGAGUGUGGGAAAUGCUUUAAUCAGCAAUCAAGUUUUAAUCUGCAUCAGAGAACUCACACGGGGGAGAAGCCAUUUUCAUGUCUUGAAUGUGGAAAGUGCUUUAGUCGGAAAUCAAAUCUUGUUGCACAUCAGACAACUCAUACAGGGGAGAAGCCAUAUUCAUGUCUUAAGUGUGGGAAAUGCUUUAAUCAGCAAUCAAGUUUGUAUCUGCAUCAGAGAACUCACACAGGGGAGAAGCCAUUUUCAUGUCUUGAAUGUGGAAAGUGCUUUAGUCGGAAAUCGCAUCUUGUUAUACAUCAGAGAACUCACACGGGGGAGAAGCCAUUUUCAUGUCUUGAAUGUGGAAAAUCUUUUAAUCAUAAAAUCAAUCUAGUUGCACAUCAGAGAACUCAUACAGGGGAGAAGCCAUAUUCAUGUCCUGAGUGUGGGAAAUGCUUUAGUCAGCAAUCAAGUUUUAAUCAGCAUCAGAGAAUUCACACAGGGGAGAAGCCAUUUUCAUGUCUUGAAUGUGGAAAGUGCUUUAAUAAUAAAUCAUAUCUUGCUAAACAUGAGAUAACUCACACAGGGGAGACGCCAUUUUCAUGUUUUGAAUGUGGGAAGUCUUUUAAUCAGAAAUCAAAUCUUGCUAGACACCAGAAAAUUCACUUAGAAGAGAAGCCAUUGUAAUGCUCAGAUUGUAAGAGAUGUGGAGCUUCAUUGUAAGACCUGCUGCCUAAUCAUGUCUUCUGUAUAACUUAAAACGGUUGUCCAGUUUCCCAUAUUAAUGACCUAUCCUCAGGAAAGUGAGUUGACCAGUAUGCACCGACAUUGAGAACAUGUAGAAGAGAUCUAGGAACAGACUUCAGUCGAGACAUGCUUGAAUUUGAUCGAUAGCGUGCCCAGUACUGACAGAUUGCAGAAGGAGAGACAUUGCUACUCUCUCCCUGUUAACUGUGCAUGGCUCCAGAGGCAGGGUAUCAUGGACAUCUUUGCAUGCGAUCAAACCCCUUCCACCAUCAAUCAGACAGCAUACUUGCUAAACGGUUAAAAGGAACUCUAUUGGCAAUAUUGAACCUAUGAGGUCUGGACUAAAGGAAAUGCAGCCAGUAGGGAUGCUGUAUGUGGUCCUGAAGCAAAGUGAGCCAGGCUCGGACUGGCCCACAGAGGUACAGGUAAAUCCACCGGUGGGCCCCUGAGCAAGGUGGGCCCCUAGUCUUCCACCCCUUGCACAAUUGGCACAUAACACAGUAGACUUGCUGCACUACAUCCAUAUAUUCAAUGUACAGCACCUCAUCCAGCUUAUGUUCAUGUAACAUACUUCAUAGAUAAUUAAAUAAACUCCCCAGUUUAUUAUUAGAGACAGGAUCAGAUAGCUGAGAUGUCUUCUAGGUGUAGAGGAAAGCUAGCCAGAAUCCUCUUUUCCCCAGGACCUACCUUCUCAAAGUUGAUGCAGGGACCCCCAUAUUCAAGCAUCUGGUAGCAUCUUGCUGCUGUGUGAGAAGGUAAUAUUUGAAUGUAUCCGUACGGUGGACCCCAGGCACCCCAGUCCGACAUUGAACUGUGCGUACACUAUAAACCCCCCUAAUGUGUUGAUUGCUGCUAAAUGCAGUGUCAUCGUGGCCAUAACAGUAGACAGUUACAAAUAUUUGUGCUGGAUGUGAUUUGUCAGUUGCUACUUGAAAUUUGGAUAUGAUCCCUAGAGCUGAAGAUGAGGAGAAGAUAGCCCAAGAGUGUUCUCUCCAUCUGAAUACAUCCUCUACUAAUGGGGGAUAUUACUGGUGUAAUAUGGGUCACAUUUCACUUCUAAUCUUUCAUAAAAUAUACUUACAUUUUCAACCUAACAUGGAAAUUCAUUUGCUGAGUUGCAAUCUACUACCAUGAAAUGGACAAACUCUAGGAUUCAGUUUGCCUAUUAAUGUGCCUUAUAGUGUGGAUUGUUCGCUAUUAAUAAUAGAGUUUCACUCUGCAUUAAUCAUCCUGUUCUCUUCCUACGGCAUAAUAUCAUAAUAGGCAGCACGGUGGCUCAGUGGUUAGCACUGGUGCCUUACAGAGCUGGGAUCCCAAGGACAACAACUGCAUGGAGAUUGUAAGUUCUCCCCGUGUUUGCGUGGGUUUCCUCUGGGUAAAGCGUGAUGAUAAUUUCUGUAAAGCACUGUGGAAUAUAGUAGCGCUAUAUAAGUGCAUAAAAUAAAUAAUUAUGUAUAAUA